Molecule: messenger RNA, 1743 nt
Organism: Rhinocladiella mackenziei CBS 650.93
Lineage: Eukaryota; Fungi; Ascomycota; Eurotiomycetes; Chaetothyriales; Herpotrichiellaceae
Exons: 4
Coding region: 1-1743 (580 amino acids)
Molecular function (GO): iron ion binding; monooxygenase activity; heme binding
Source: RefSeq, a predicted model, not a curated record
AUGAUUUCGAACAUCAUCCCGAGCUCAUCAUUGAUUCUCUUGACCCCAGUUUUGGCAUUUGUUUGCUUACAGCUCAUCACGUUCUUGAAAAGAAUAUUCUCACCACUUGCUCCUUUGCCCGGACCGUGGAUUACCAGGGUAUCUUACAUCCCCAUCUUUGCAUAUGAUCAACGGUCCAAACGAACAGAAUGGAUUCGCCAACUCCACGAAGAGUACGGUCCUGUUGUCCGUGUGUCACCUAGUGAAGUCUCCGUUUCAUCUGCAACGGGCAUCCGUGACAUCUUUUCCGGUUCACCCACGUCGGGCGGACCGUUCCCAAAAUCCAAAUUCUUUGAAUUAUUCAAACAUUUCGGGGCUCGCAAUGCUUUCACAUCAAUCACCUCUGCUCAACAUGGCUGGCGUCGCAAGAUCAUUGGGUCAAGCUACACUCAAUCGGCAGUGUUGGCACGAGAAGCGGCCACGGGGAACAUUUGGCGAGUUGUGGGAAACUACUUGAACUACAUUGACCAAAAUGGCAUUCCGACGCAAGACGAUGAUAAUGCCAGAUCUUUGGACAUUCACACGGCCAACACAUUCUUUGCCGCUGACGGCGUAUCUUCGUACGUGUUGCUGAAUGGGAUGGAUGCUCUCGCCGGGAAUGAGAAGCACCGACGUUUGAUUAUUGCAACGCAAGAGAAACCGGAAGACAUGCUCUCUUAUCUCCAUCAAGAGUAUCGAGAAUUUUUCAAUUGGUUGAGAAUGAUCAAGAGCACAAUCAGAAGCUUGGUGCCCGGUCUCGGACCUCAAGUGAUUUCGGAACGAACAAGAGUUGGAGACAAAGAUCCAAAGAAAAUCAAUUCACCUUGGAUCGGUGGUACGGAAUAUCGAGAUUUCGGCUACCGAAGCUAUUUGGAGUCAAGGAGGGCAUUAGAAUCAAAUCCUCAAGGAUGGAACUCAGCGCCGAUCACUGUGAAGCUAGCCUGGAAUGUCCUUACCGGUGACGAGGCUGCGAAGGGCAAGAAAAUAAUUGUCGAAGAUCCUGGUAUGAGAGGAUUUGAAGGAGAUAGUAAUUUCCUUAAAGAUGCUGGUGCAGCCAGUGAGACUAUGGACCACCUCAUUGCCGGACAAGACACAACUUCUGAAACACUCUCUCAUGCUUUCCAGGCGCUCUGCGUGAACAAGGUUGUACAAGAAAAACUGCGAUCUGAAGUGGCAUCUUUGCACCUUCCUCUAGAUCAUGGCGACGCUUUGUCCUCGGAGCAACUCUCCAAAGUCAUGAAAUUACCAUACCUUGAGGCCAUAAUCAAAGAGACACUCCGCCUGUACCCACCCCACACUACGAAUAUCCAUCGAAUGGUCCCCGCUGAAGGACGUCUACUUGAUGGCUUUUAUUUACCCGGAGGAGUCAAGGUUGGAACUUCUUCGUACGUUGUUCACAUGAACAGCGAAGUGUUCGGUGCGGAGGUCCAAACAUGGAGACCCGAGAGAUGGCUGAUUGAGGAUGCCAAUCAAAUCCGGAAGAUGGACCACACUCUGUGGGCGUUUGGCAGCGGCGCGAGAGGAUGCGUCGGUAAACACCUUGCCAUGGUUGAGAUGAAGCUACUACUUUCCGCCAUUUACACACGGUACACAACGAUAGCAGACAAUGCGAAUAGUGUGCCGCUGGAACAGAACCACUACCGCUCUCGAACUACGAACCGAGACUAUCAGUACUUUCCGAAAGCCAGCGGCAGAAUUGCAUUUGUGAAGAGUGUUCGAGCAUAG